AUGGAUCGUCUACAUGUUCCAAUCAUGGCAGAUUAUCUUCUAUCCUCCAUCGCCACUUUUCACACAACCAAGAUUAUCGUCACAAAUCCCACCAAAUACUCCUUUAUUGGAUCUGUUCCUAAAACGAUGUUUGCUCGUGUCUCAGCAACAAUUAACGUUUUGCAACAAUACAGGAAAACUCUGUCUUCAGGUCCAAGGGAGCUUACGCCAGCCAUGGUUCGCUCCAUUGAAGAGGAUGACAAGCCAGCAAAAAGGGCCAAGGGGCAAACCCCUAAGAAGCGAAAGACUGACAAGGCUGCUCCAUCACAGCCUCAACCGAAGAAGCAGAAGAAGCCUGCUAGGAGGCUUAUACUCCAAUCCUCAAGUGAUUCAGAUUCAGAGUAUGUUCCUCCCAAACAUAAGAAUGCUCCUCCUUCAGAAUCUGAGAGCGAAAGCUCUGAUGAUGGCACUUCGGGCCGAGGUGAUACUCCUCCUCGCUCCCCUACCCCAGAAGUUUCGGUCCACUCUCCACCUCCUUCUCCUCCACCAGUAUCAAUCCCAGUAUCCAUCCCUCCAGUUUUCCCCAUCCCCACUACACAACCUUCUGCCUCUAUACCCAUCCAUACUCCCAUAUUCACAGACACUUCCACCACCACUACUACCACAUGGGCUCAUUCUACAUCUCCCACUCCACUUGUUACAACCGAACCAUUGGUCACAACCGAACCUCUGACUACUACAAAACCUUUGUCUCUUACUCCGUCGACAAAAACCACCCCUGUUCUAGGCGGUGAGGACUUGGAAUUUGAUUCCACAUAUUUUAGUCCUUACCGUGUGCAGAGUGAUGAGGAUGAUGAUGAGCCUGUGACCAAGUGUUAUCUCAAAGAAGCAAAUGAAAAACUCGAUUAG
This is a messenger RNA of Lactuca sativa (garden lettuce), 888 nucleotides long. NCBI's taxonomy places the organism in Eukaryota, Viridiplantae, Streptophyta, Magnoliopsida, Asterales, Asteraceae. The record is from RefSeq and is a predicted model, not a curated record.